GCGGCUGGCUUCUGUUUUCCUUACCUUCCCCGCCGCGUUGGAGUUUGUUUCGGUUUCUUUGGCAGAUGAAUGUAGGCAAUGUUGAAGUUGUCUACCAGGCCUUCAAUCCGUCUUCUGAUACAAUCCUGCAAAACCCUUUGCCAUCUUCAGCAGUUCCACGCUCACAUUAUUUGCAGAGGCCUCGAGCAAGACCAUUGGACCAUCUCCAAUUUACUGAAGCUAUUAACGUCACUGUCGGCGUCUCUUUCGUACUCGACCUCGGUUUUCAACAGAGUGAUCGCUCCUUCCACCUUGCUAUACAACGUUCUGUUGAAAGGUUAUUCUCGGAAUUCCCGCUCCAGGGAGUCAUUUCUGCUAUAUACGAGGAUGAAGAAGAGUGAUAGUGCGUCCCCAGAUGAGUACACACUCUCUUCCCUCCUGACCUUGUGUUCGCGUGAAUGUAAGUUGAGAGAAGGUCAAAUUGUUCAUGGGUCGGCGAUUAGAUACGGGGUCGCAGUUGACAUGUUCGUGGGUUCGGGUUUGAUUGACUUUUAUGGUAAAUGUACUGAGAUGAUAAGUGCAGCUAAAGUGUUCGACGAAAUGCCAGAUAGAAACGUUGUCUGUUGGACAGCACUGGUUGCUGGGUAUGCAAAUGCUGGGGACAUGGGCAAUGCUAGAAAUGUGUUUGGCCGAAUGCCAGUGAGGAAUUCGGUCUCCUGGACUGCUAUGAUCAUUGGGUUGGUCAAAACCGGAGACAUUGUUGGUGCGAGAAAGUGGUUUGAUGAAAUGCCUCGAAAGAAUGUGGUUGAUUAUACUGUUUUAAUUGAUGGAUAUGCCAAGUCCGGAGAUAUGGCUUCUGCAAUGGCAUUGUUCGAAUCUUGUCCAGAGAAAGAUAUUGUGGCAUGGUCAGCAUUGAUAUCGGGAUUUGCUCAAAAUGGUAUGCCAAAGCAGGCUUUGGAAAUGUUUAAAGAAAUGGAGUCUGGGGGUGUUAAACCUGAUGACUUCAUCUUGGUGAGCUUGAUGUCAGCUUGUGCACAGAUAGGUAGCUUGGAUUUGGCCAAAUCGGUUGAUCACUACCUGAGCGAAACCUCGAUUGAUGCUUGUCAAGCUCAUGUCAUGGCUGCCCUUAUUGGCAUGAAUGCAAGGUGCGGGAACAUGGCUAGAGCAGAAGUAUUGUUCAACAGAAUGCCUCAGCAUGAUCUGAUUACGUACUGUUCUAUGAUAAAAGGAUAUUCAAUUGAUGGACGUGGUGAUCAAGCAAUUGAACUAUUCAAUAGGAUGCUAGAUGAGGGGUUGGUUCCGGAUGAGGUUGCCUUUACAGUGAUUUUGUCAGCUUGUAGUCGAGCUGGCCUUGUGGAAGAGGGUUGGAAUUUUUUCACUACUCUCACGGAUAAGUACUCCUUAGUCCCAACUCCUGACCACUACGCAUGCAUGGUUGAUCUUCUGAGUAAGGCAGGACGGCUUGAAGCUGCUUACCAGCUUCUAGUAUCGUAUCCUUUAGAGCCUUAUGCAUGUGCUUGGGGUGCACUUCUUGGAGCUUAUCGUUGGUUGGAUGUUUCUCUUCUUAGAGAAAAGAUGAAGGAGAGAGGGCUUAGAAAAAUACUGGGUUGCAGUUGGGUAUAGAGCUUAAACUGUGGAUUCUUGGUGUUGGCUUAAUGACAGCAUCUUCUACUCCAGAUUUGUGGUUCUGUCCAUAUGGAGGUAAUCCGAAGGAGGGACAACAAUUUUUCACGGGGAACCACCUCCUUCUGAAACUUUGCUGUUUAUUGGGCUUUUCGUUGCUUGUAAUUUCACGUACAUGCGACUUCAAACUUAAUUGAUUGGGUUUUGUACCUAGUUGCUCAUGGAAUACUCUACUAUGCUGCUGCAUGAUAACAAUUCAAGGUACCUGCUAUGGGGAAUGGCUUUGUUCUCUCUGUCCUUAAAUAAGGGUUCAAAGAUCAUCUGGCAAUGCUUCCUUUGAGCUAUCGCCUGCAGUGUGGGCUAUUCUAACUGAUCUUGUUUGCUGGAGAACAUCAUUUCAGUUCUCAAGUCAGGAAUGCAGUUGCUUUCACUGUUAAUCAUAGAAAAUAGAGGGUGUCACAGGUAAGAGGCACAGUCCCCAUAAUGUUACCACUAACCUCUUUCGAUUGGUUAUUUUAAGACUACUAGAUCUAUAAGGGACUAUGCCCUCUAUUGAAGAUGAGGACUUUCCUAGAUGAUAUUUUUUGCAAAAGGUAAAGGAGAUUCUGGUUCAUCACAAUGGACAAGCAUCGUGUGGCUAUCCAAGUAGGAGAUUGCAGCAGCUGCAUUAAGAGUUGCACCAACAGGAGUGAUUCCUCAUCAAUCAAGAAUUUAAGGCGAGUGAAGUGGCUGAUCUGAUUUCAGAGUCUCGUUCUUUAUUCCAGUGACAAAAAUUGUAGCAGGCAUCUUCCCCGAGGUGGAACUGAAAUCCUCUGCACCCAUGGUGACUAGAAAAGUGUGCACAUUGGAUUCCCCAAGUAAGAGUUCUCCAACCUUCCUGACAUGCUUAUAAACUGCUUCUUCGUUAAUCAUGGGAGGAUGUGGGAGAUGUCUGUGCUCCAUGAAGUCCAUUGUGACAUUGCACCUAUGCACUGCUGCCUGCAUUUCGAUUAUCUGGAAAGAGAAUGAGCAGACACUGUUUUGUUACUUGACUUCACUGAUUUGAAAAACACAAUUACAAACACAGUAGUAUUAAAUAAGUUAUAAGGGACUCUUUUACCACUUUAAUUCCCCUUGAAGGUUGUGCAGACCUUUUGUGCUUAGACUUCUAAAAGUAACUUCAUAUCGCACUGAAUCGGGAAUUACAUUUCCUGCUUUGCCUCCUUCCAUCGAUCCCACUGUCACCAACUAUUCAUUUUUGGAAAAAAGUGAUGUGAAAUUCAUUGUUUAAACUGCUACUGUGAUGGUCUGGGCUGUGAUAUCUAAUGAACCUGCAAACUAUUAUGAGAAAUAGGAUUUUACUGCAGCCUCAAGGGGAUCAGUCUCUCGUGAUACUAUCUAUUGGAGAGCAACUAUUGCAGAAGAUGCCGCCAGAAGCAGGUCUCUACCCAUAUGCUGGGAUGGGGCAUGGACUCCAACUCCAUGGAUUGUUGCAGAGAAGAGCCCUGCUCCCGCAAGAAAUGGACCAGCUCUUGAAGCAAUCGCAUCCAGUAGGCACUGAGGGCAGAACAUGUAUGCUUAUGAUGGCAUUCAGACCAACGUGACAACUGUCUUGUAACAUAUGGUAAUCACCAGAAUAACCCUCUUCCCCUGGCUGGAAUACAAGCUUGACAGUUCCCUUCAAUAUGUGAACAGCAUAAAUAAAUCAGCACAGAAAUUCAAAAGGAUUAAUCACUUCCAGACUUCGUGUUGCAAUUCACCUCAAGUGUGUCAAUUUUGGCAUGGAGUAACUCGGUGGCACCAAGGGCAAGGAGCAUUGCAACAUGAGAAUCAUGGCCGCAAGCAUGCAUCUUCCCGCCAAUGUUGCUCUUGUGCUCCCACUCUACCUUUUCCUUUGGAACCCAGAAACAUGAAGUCAAAAAGAGUUCAGUAGCAAUUUCAUAUAAUACCCUUUUGUUUCCGAUAUGCAGGUGAAAACCGAGAGGAGAAGAAGAGAAGACCUGAAGAGGGAGGGCAUCCAUGUUGGCGCUGAGAGCAAAAACUGGCUUGUCAUCGUUUCCAUUGGAAGCGACCACACCACAGUGAGCAACUCGCCAUUUAUAAUCAAUCCCAAGUAAAUCAAGCUCAGCUCGAAUGAUCUCACUAGUUCUGUGCUACUCAAAACCUUGCUGUGGAAAAACUCAUGAAUCCUCCGUCUGAUCCCUCUCGUCCACUCAAAGAACUCCGGCUCCUUUGCCGAUAUAAUUCUCUAAAUACACAUAAAACUAAAACAAAUUCAUAAACUACCACACUUAUAAAAAAAUUUUCCUAAAAGACCUAAGUUUGGAGUGGUUCGAGUUUGAAGAACUCGAACUACUAACCGGUUCGAGUGUAGGAGACUCGAUCUAGUCGUAGAUCGAUGAUAUAAGCCUCGAACACCACUCCUUUGAAAUUUCCAACCAUCUUAACUUUGUGCUUGGUUAUUCGAUCGUAGCAAACUUUUUUUUUCAUUUCGCAUAACUUUUUGAGAACUACAACUUUUAUAAUAGAAAUAUUUUCAGAAUAUAUGUGAAAAUAUGAAAAUUAAAGUUAAAGUUACUCCCAGAACCCCUUAUAUUAAAAAUUAUUCCUAUUUUGAAAAUUUAUUCCUAGUAAAUGUUGUAGUACUCAAAAUUAUGCAAAAUAAAAAAAAAAUCUUUGCGACGUUCGGAUUGCGGAGCACAAAGUUAUGAUCCUCCAAAGUUUGACAAAUUCGAAAUUUGCUCGUUUAUGGGUAGCAAAUGACGUUUUCUAGGAAGAUAGCCAUCCAAAAAUUUCUCGUUUGGAAAAAUAUUGCUCUUUUGGCAGAAAUUUCCUAUAUAUAAAAAAAUUUCCCGUGCCUUCACCCCGAGAAAAUGUCAUUUGUUACCCUAAACGAGCAAUUUUUCGAUUUUGCCAAAUUUUAGAGGAUCGUAACUUUGUGCUCCGUAAUCCAAACUUCGCAAUGUUUUUUUUUUAUUUUGCAUAAUAUUUUGAGUACUACAACAUUUACUAGGAAUAAAUUUUCAAAAUAUGA
This is a messenger RNA of Linum trigynum, 4615 nucleotides long. NCBI's taxonomy places the organism in Eukaryota, Viridiplantae, Streptophyta, Magnoliopsida, Malpighiales, Linaceae. The record is from the annotation of a GenBank genome assembly.